AAAACUAGGUACUAUACGUGUAUCAGUGCAUUUUAUAUAGACACGAAUUUGUUUUGGACGUCACAGUCCAGAUCUCAGCUCUGUAAAGACUAAAGAGUAUCCUCCCUUCUGAAGGAAAUAGAGCAUCCAAUUAUGGAACCCACCAGCUGUGUUUUAACUAAUCCUCUGCUAAACAUCAGUCCAGAUAAUGGAGGAUCUUCAUUAUCUGAUGUUGUCUUGGAAGGACUAAAUCGUUCAAUGAAAGCUGGGAGAAGAGAAAGAACAAAGGUUGCAGAGCAAUUGAGGAGGAAUCAAUUGAAACAGCUCUAUACAAAACUUGAAUCCCUCAUACCACCUGCUAUACGGAAGGUUGAGAGAACUGGACUGGUUGAGGAAUCCUGCAAUUACAUUCAAAAACUGCAGGACGAAAUAUGGCAACUGAAGCAAUACAGAGAACAUCUCAGUGCAAAGGAAAAGACAAUGAAGGAAGAUGCAGAAUUUAUUGAUGUGGGUGUGGAGGUAGGAAGAGAGACUCUGGUUAUUACAAUCAGUAGUACUAGAAGGCCAAGAUGUUUUGGGAAGAUAGUUGAAGAAGUUGAAGAAUAUGGUUUAGAUGUAAAUAUGUCACAGCUUUCUACAAGUGAAUCUUUUGUACAUGUUUGCUUUCAUGCUCAUUUUAAUCAAAACUUGAAAGAACAUGACCCUGUUCAACUUCAGUAUUCUCUGAAAAGAAAGUUACUUAGUGUCUAUUAAAUUAGAAUAACAUGAAGCUCUCAAUUUAGGGUUAUAAUGUAUAAACAUUUGGUACAAGGACAUUAAAUAGUUUUAUAUAUGUAAAGGAGUAGAAGUAAUAUAUUGUUGUAGCUCUUAAAAUGAGGGCAUUAUUAUCAAUGUAUGUAAAGUUUCAUUUCAAUUAUGUGGAAACGAAGAGUUUUUUAAAUUUGGUAUAAUUGAAUGAUUGUUUAGUUUCA
Molecule: messenger RNA, 950 nt
Organism: Cryptomeria japonica (Japanese cedar)
Lineage: Eukaryota; Viridiplantae; Streptophyta; Pinopsida; Cupressales; Cupressaceae
Exons: 2
Coding region: 133-732 (199 amino acids)
Biological process (GO): regulation of DNA-templated transcription
Cellular component (GO): nucleus
Molecular function (GO): sequence-specific DNA binding; DNA-binding transcription factor activity; protein dimerization activity
Source: RefSeq, a predicted model, not a curated record